AUGUUGUCUAGCAUUGAAAAACCGAACGAAGCGUCGGGUGUUGGCAUUGUGCAAAUUGGAGAUGAGGAAUGUCGCGAAACGCGUUCAGCUGCUUUGAAAAUCGAGAAUAAGCUGAGGCAACAUCACAUUGCCACCAUGCUUUGUGGGGGAAAUGGAUCGCUGAAGAAGGGGAUCAAGGAAGCGUCUGCGAGCAAUUUGCGAUUCGUUGUAUUGCUUGGAGAGAGUGAGAUGGAACUCUUCAAGCAGUCUAGAAUCGUGGUGAAGGAUCUAACGACUCGAGAACAGAAGGAUUAUAGUCUUGACGACUUUAUUCAUUUAGUUUCUUGGGAUGUUUGUGAGAAACACGAAUCUGAAGUAAUUUUGGAAAUCCAAUAG
Molecule: messenger RNA, 375 nt
Organism: Blastocystis hominis
Lineage: Eukaryota; Bigyra; Opalinata; Blastocystidae
Exons: 3
Coding region: 1-375 (124 amino acids)
Source: RefSeq, a predicted model, not a curated record